AUGUCAAAAAAUUUACUUGUUUUAGGUGGUAGUGGCUCACUUGGUGCUGAAAUUGUUAAAUUUUUCAAAACUAAUGGUUGGAAUACCAUCUCCGUUGAUUUCCGUGAUAGUCCAUCAGCCGAUCUUUCAUUAACCAUUAAAGAUUCUGGUGAAGAAGAAAUCAAUAGUGUUAUCGAAAAAAUCAACUCAAAACAAUUACGUAUUGAUACUUUUGUUUGUGCUGCUGGUGGCUGGACUGGAGGUGAUGCAUCAACCGAUGGUUAUUUAAGUUCAGUUAAAAAAAUGAUCGAUAUGAAUUUAUAUUCAGCAUUAGCUGCUGCUCGUUUAGGUUCCAAACUUUUAAAUGAAGGUGGUUUAUUCGUUUUAACUGGUGCUGCUGCCGCUCUUAACAACACUCCAUUCAUGAUUGCUUAUGGUGCCACAAAAGCUGCUACUCACCACAUUGUUAAAGAUUUAGCUUGCCCAAAUGGUGGUCUUCCAGCCAAAUCAAUUUCCGUAGGUAUUUUACCAGUUACUUUAGAUACUCCAUCAAAUCGUUCAGGUAUGCCAAAUGCAAACUUUGAUGAUUGGACUCCAUUAGAAGAAGUCGCUACCAAACUUUAUGAAUGGUCAUCAAAAUCAGAAUCAAGACCAACCAACGGUUCAUUAAUUAAAUUUGAAACUAAAAGCAAAGUUACUUCAUGGAUUAAUGUAUAA
Dictyostelium purpureum is the source of this 696-nucleotide messenger RNA. RefSeq lists its product as uncharacterized. Gene Ontology annotation, biological process: L-phenylalanine catabolic process; tetrahydrobiopterin biosynthetic process. The record is from RefSeq and is a predicted model, not a curated record. NCBI's taxonomy places the organism in Eukaryota, Evosea, Eumycetozoa, Dictyosteliales, Dictyosteliaceae. Gene Ontology annotation, cellular component: cytoplasm. Gene Ontology annotation, molecular function: NADPH binding; NADH binding; 6,7-dihydropteridine reductase activity. Bases 1 to 696 code for a protein of 231 amino acids. The transcript is spliced from 2 exons.